Messenger RNA from Paramuricea clavata, 662 nucleotides. The record is from the annotation of a GenBank genome assembly. NCBI's taxonomy places the organism in Eukaryota, Metazoa, Cnidaria, Anthozoa, Malacalcyonacea, Plexauridae.
AUGACUAUCAACCCUAGGAAUGAGAUGAAGCAUGCAGUUGAAUUCUUGGUGGUGAAUCAGGAUUAUAAACCGUUGCUGGGUUUUGAAACAAUCCAGAAGUUUGAGCUAAUGACAGUGAACACCGAGAACGUAAUGUCAGUCCGAAGUCAUUCCGGAAUCAGUCCGAAGUCGUUCCGAAGUCAGCACGAGGGAAAUCCGAAGUUACGAAGACAGCCCGAAGUCAACCGAAAGUCCGUACAGAGUCUGAAGUCAUCAGCGUGUACAAAGACGUGUUCACAGGUGAAGGCCGAUUUGAAGAGAAGCUGCAUCUCGAAGUUAAUAAAGAAAUUCCACCCACUAAAAUACCUGUUCGGAAGGUACCAAUCGCCCUCAAGAAACCGAUUAAAGAAGAGCUAGAUCGACUAGUAAAAUUGGAUGUCUUGACGAAAGUGGAAGUACCAACGGAUUGGAUCUCGUCCAUGGUCGCUGUUCAAAAGAAAGAUGGAAGCGUUAGACUAUGCAUAGAUCCAAAGCCAUUGAACAAGGCAUUGAAACGAAAUCAUUAUCCACAUCCACAUCCAGAUAUAGAAGAUCUUCUACCCAACUUGGCAAAGUCCAAAGUAUUUUCCGUGGUGGAUGCAAAGAAUGGAUUUUGGCAUGUACAAUUUAGAUCAAGAAAGUAG